AUGGUAAUACAGACAUGCUUGCAAUCUCAAAUCAUUGAUGCCCAGGAGAAAGCGUUAUUCAAGGAAAAUCUUCCAGGCGAAACCUUACAUGGUUUAGAAGUGAGAUUUGAAACCAAACCUGAUGGAGUUCGUUAUUUUAAGGAUAGGGUCUGGAUUCCAAGGGUUAACAAUCUCAGAGACGUAGUACUAGAGGAGUCUCAUCGAUCUAAAUACUCAAUCCACCCUGGAGCGGAUAAGAUGUACAAGGAUCUUAAAGAGUACUAUUGGUGGCCUGGAAUGAAAAAGGAUAUUGCCUUUUACCACACGAGUAUCCAAUGUGCUCCAUAUGAAGCAUUGUAUGGAUGCAAGUGUCGUUCUCCAUUGUGUUGGACAGAAAUCGGAGACAGACAAUUGACUAGACUCGACCUUAUCCAGGAAACAACUAACAAGAUUGCUAUCAUCAAAGAUAGGCUUAAAGCCGCCAGAGAUCGUCAGAAAAGUUAUGCGGAUAAUCGUCAAAAACCAUUAGAAUUCCAAGUUAGAGACAAGAUCAUUGAAAGGAUUGGUCCGGUGGCAUAUAAACACCAAUUGCCCCAAGAGUUAAGCGCCAUUCACGACACAUUCCAUGUCUCCAAUCUUAAGAAAUGUUUAGCCGACGAAGCAUUGAUAGUACCUCUGGAAGAAAUUAAGAUCAAUGAUAAGCUAAACUUUGUUGAGGAACCGAUAGAAAUCCUUGACACAGAGGUAAAACAACUUAAGCAGAGUAAGAUUCCUAUUGUGAAAGUUCGAUGGAACUCAAAAUGCGGGUCGGAGUACACCUGGGAGCGUGAGGACUUAAUGAAGGAAAAGUAUCCACAACUUUUCCCAUGCGAUGACAAACGAUGA
Molecule: messenger RNA, 864 nt
Organism: Lactuca sativa (garden lettuce)
Lineage: Eukaryota; Viridiplantae; Streptophyta; Magnoliopsida; Asterales; Asteraceae
Source: RefSeq, a predicted model, not a curated record